Nezara viridula (southern green stink bug) is the source of this 884-nucleotide messenger RNA. The record is from the annotation of a GenBank genome assembly. NCBI's taxonomy places the organism in Eukaryota, Metazoa, Arthropoda, Insecta, Hemiptera, Pentatomidae.
UUAAAAAUAAAGUUAUCCUUAGCUGAAGACAGAUAAUUUAUUCAGCAAGUAAUCCAAGGCAAGUUUCAGUGCAAGUUGUCCUUGAUCUCUGAUUAUAGAACAGCUGAUAGUUGACAUUGCGUUGCACUUAGUGUUAACUGGAAUAUUGUUUUUGUAUUUUUUUUAUAUUUUCUAGGUGCUGUGGCUUUAAAAUUGUAAUUUUAACUAGAAAUUAAUUAUGGAAGAAGAUGUUUUAACUACUUUAAAAAUUUUAAUUAUCGGGGAAAGUGGCGUUGGAAAAUCAAGUCUUCUUCUUCGAUUCACUGAAGAUAGUUUUAAUCCAGAUCAAUCUUUAACAAUAGGAGUAGAUUUCAAGACAAAGAAACUUUCCAUUGAUGGAAAUACAGUUAGAUUAGCUAUAUGGGAUACAGCAGGACAGGAGAGAUUCAGAACCCUCACUCCUAGCUAUUAUCGGGAUGCUCAAGGUGCUAUCUUGGUAUAUGACGUUACAUCUCAAGCAACGUUUUCCAAAUUGGAAACCUGGCUUUCAGAAUUAGAUACAUAUUCUACAAAAUCAAACAUUGUUAAGAUGGUUGUUGGGAAUAAAAUUGAUAAGGCUGGACGAGAAAUAAGCAGGGAAGAAGGAAUGAAGUUUGCUAGACGACAUGCAACACUUUUCAUUGAGUCAAGUGCAAAGACCAAGGAUGGUGUUCAGUGUGCCUUUGAAGAACUUGUACAAAAGAUAAUUCAAACUCCAGGAUUAUGGGAAUCUACCAAUGGUGGUAAAACAUUCCAAGUUUCUGAUGGUCCUGCUGAACCAUCAUCAUGUGGAGGAUGGCAGUGCACAAUAUAAUUUGUUAUUAUUAUAUCAUACCACAUUUUAUCUUUUUUUUUUUUUUUUUUUU